This is a messenger RNA of Komagataella phaffii GS115, 702 nucleotides long. Its product is annotated as putative U3 snoRNP protein involved in maturation of pre-18S rRNA. The record is from RefSeq and is a predicted model, not a curated record. Lineage: Eukaryota; Fungi; Ascomycota; Pichiomycetes; Pichiales; Pichiaceae. Gene Ontology annotation, cellular component: endoplasmic reticulum; endoplasmic reticulum-Golgi intermediate compartment; COPII-coated ER to Golgi transport vesicle. The transcript has a single exon. Gene Ontology annotation, biological process: intracellular protein transport; Golgi organization; endoplasmic reticulum to Golgi vesicle-mediated transport. The coding region runs from base 1 to 702 and encodes 233 amino acids.
AUGGUGGACGCGUGUCAAACAAAAAAUCGUCUUCCCUUCUUACCUCAACUUCCACACAAGAUGUCUAAGUUGUUGACUUUGUUGUUCCUAUUGGUGGGAAUCGCCAACGCCUUUCAUUUCUACGUUGAUACGGACGAAACAAAGUGUUUCUACGAAGAGUUGCCCAAGGACACCAUUGCCGUUGGAAAAUACGAGGUGUAUGAGCUCAACUUGAACACAAGAGAGUAUGAAAAAGUGAACAACUUGAAAGUCGAACUUACAGUGGAAGAGUUAUUUCACAACAAUCACAAGGUCGUCAACCAAAAGAAUGAACCUAUUGGCCAAUUAACGUUUACCUCGCUUGAUACCGGUGAACACAGAUUUUGUCUGACUCCAAGACACACAGACUGGUCCAAGAGAGCCAGACACAGAGUCUUCUUUGACUUGGCUAUUGGAGAUGCUAAAUCCUAUGUUGAUUCCAAGAAAUCCUCCGAGUUUAAUGAGUUGACUGCCAGAAUCAAUGAACUGAGUAAGAAAUUGCAACACAUCAGGGUCGAACAAGAUUUAUUCAGAGAAAGAGAAAUGAUUUUCAGAGAUCAAUCGGAAUCUACCAAUUCAAGAGCAGUUAAGUGGACUUUAUUCCAGGUGGCCGUCCUCGUUGCCACAGGUGUUUGGCAACUGAGCUACUUGAAAGGAUUUUUUGUUAAGCAAAAGGUUGUUUAG